AUGCCCAGCAGCAGCAGCAGCAGACGUGUUGAUGAACCCGUGCCCGUGGUGACCCAGCAACGUUCCCGAAGUGCGAGUCUGCAACCAGCUCGUCUGUCCGCGUUACUUCACGGAGGAUCAAAUCCAAGCACUAGUACUAAUCAUAUCAGCAGCAGCAGCAGUGGCAUCUGUGCCACUAGUGGUAGUCUUCGAAAUCCACCACCGGAGAAACGUGCUGCAGAAAGCAGUCAUUUCGUUAUCGUAGCCGUGGAUUUCGGAACCACGUACAGCGGUUACGCGUUUUGCUUCACGCACAAACCCAGCGACAUCCACGUCAUGAGAAAAUGGCCGGGUGACCCAGAUUUGAGCAACCAGAAAACCAGAACGGCGCUUUUGUUGAAGCCCAACGGGGACUUCGACAGUUUCGGAUUCGUUGCCAGGGAUCGUUAUCACGACCUGAAACCCAACGAAGCUUCGAGAUACUUUUUCUUCGAAAAAUUCAAGAUGAUUCUCCAUCACGACAUGUCUCUGAGCAGAGACACAGAGAUCAUGGCGGUGAACGGGAAGACGCUGCCGGCGGCGGUCGUGUUCCGCCACGCGCUGCAAUUCUUCAGGGACCACGCAUUGGCGGAGAUUGGCGAGGGCUGCGGGUUGGACGCCGGCCUCAACGAGGAAGACGUCAGAUGGGUGCUCACCGUGCCUGCCAUCUGGCGCCAGCCAGCGAAGCAACUCAUGCGCGAAGCUGCCUACAAGGCGGGCAUGGCAUCAGCAGAUCAACCACAACGUUUGCUGAUCGCACUAGAACCCGAAGCAGCAGCGAUUUAUUGCAGAAAGCUGAAGUUCUGGGACCUGAAAGACAGAUCGCCAGCCAUGAGCACCCACACUUGGCACGGAAACACCUGUUUCACUGAAUACGUCAUCAAGGAGCUCGAAAAAGGAACAACUUACAUGGUGGUGGACUGCGGUGGAGGAACUGUGGACAUCACAGUGCAUGAAAUCAUGGAUGCUGAAGGGAACAUGAAGGAGAUACAGAAGGCCAGUGGGGAUGCCUGCGGAUCCAUUGAGAAGAAAGUGAGGCAAGGGGACGUGGAUUGGUGUGCAGAUUGCUUCGACAAGUUCGUCGUGGAGGAUGAUUCCGUGCAGUUGGGGGAUGUUGUGCUCAGGCGUUACACUCCAGCCAGACCAGACCAGACAACUCUGGUCAUGCAUAUUUACAGUUCCAAGCGAUCAGAUGCUGAGUUCACUACUGACACCGGGGUGAGGAAGUGUGGAUCCUUGCAACUGGAGCUUGCGCAAAGCCGCCUAGAUGUCGCCUAUUCCAAGAACCCUAUCCGGGAAGUCCAAGUGCGCAUGGUGCUCGGAGACACAGAAAUCCGAGCCUCAGCAUUGGACCUGGCCACUGGACUCCAUGUGAAGACGAACAUCGAUUUCUUGGCGUACUGA
This is a messenger RNA of Notodromas monacha, 1422 nucleotides long. NCBI's taxonomy places the organism in Eukaryota, Metazoa, Arthropoda, Ostracoda, Podocopida, Cyprididae. The record is from the annotation of a GenBank genome assembly.